AUGUCGGGCGUCGGGGAAAUUUUGAAAGCGGUCGGUGAUUUUGGGCCGUUUCAGAAAUGGCUGGUGCUGUUCACCUUGUUACCCUGCCUCAGUGUGUCUUUCCACCAGUUUUGCCAACUUUUCAUGGUUUCGCGCGUGCCGCAUCACUGUGACACCAGCUGGAUCCGUGCCGUCGGCCCCAACCUGACAGAGGAAGAGCAGCUGAACCUCACCCUGCCCCGGGAUGCAGAUGGGGAGUAUGAGCAGUGCUCCAUGUACUCACCCGUGGACUGGGACCUUGACUCCAUCAUGACAUAUGGCCUGAACUCCACGGAGAAGUGCAGCAGUGGCUGGGUGUACCCCUCAGCAGAACCACCGUCCCUGCUGACCGAGUUUGACCUGGUGUGUGACAGGAAGGGCCUGAAUGACAUCUCCCAGUCCAUCUACAUGCUGGGGCUGUUCCUUGGAUCCCUGAUCUUUGGGCCACUAAGCGACAGGAUCGGCCGCCGGCCAGUCAUUCUGAUCUCCGUCCUCCUCCAGUGCUUGUUUGGUUUAGGAAUUGCCUUUGUGCCCCAUUUCUACGUGUACAUGGCCUUCAGAUGUGUCGUGGGGGCUUCAGUGUCAGGGAUCACCAUGACGAUGCUGGCCUUAGCUACAGAAUGGGUUGGUGUCUCCUCCCGGCCAAAGGCAGUGCUUAUUUCUCACUGCUAUUUCGCCGUUGGACAGAUGCUUCUGGCUGGUUUGAGUUAUGCUAUUCGCAACUGGAGGCUGUUGGAGAUUGCAGGAUCUGCUCCACUGUUUGCCCUUUUCUUCUACAUCUGCAUCCUACCAGAAUCAGCUCGGUGGCUGGUGAUGAAAGGCAGAAUAGAAGAAGCGAAGAAG
This is a messenger RNA of Tauraco erythrolophus (red-crested turaco), 861 nucleotides long. NCBI's taxonomy places the organism in Eukaryota, Metazoa, Chordata, Aves, Musophagiformes, Musophagidae. The record is from RefSeq and is a predicted model, not a curated record.